AUGAUGAGCCAACGUUCGGAAAAGCCGCCGUGUAGCGUUUGUGGAGAGGUCGGGAAUGGUAUUCAUUUUGGAGCUGAAGCCUGUCGAGCCUGCGCCGCAUUCUUCCGUCGUUCCGUCGCACUUCACAAGGAAUACAGAUGUCGUGGGAUGGGGAAUUGUGACAUUUUAUCCACUAUCCGCUGUAUGUGUAGAGCAUGUCGCUAUGCCAAGUGUCUGAAUGUUGGGAUGAAAAAAGAAGCUGUCCAAAAAUUCCGAGACUCCUAUGGCAAACGUGGCUCCGACGUAGAAUGUGCAAGUACCUCCAACCCCAUGGGUUUCGGUUUUGGCUACGCGCCGUCGAGUUCGAGUACAAGUCCGUUGGGAAGUGUUGAGGAAGGUGGAAUGCCCAUUUUAAUGACUUUGGAUUCCAAUUAUUCGAGAUUGGUGGAAGUGAGGAAAGUGGUGCAUCAGUUGGAUGGGAGCAGUGUUUUUCAGCCCCGCCUCCCUCGAGCCGUCACUUAUAAAGAAGCAAAUCAAGUGAGUUCCAAGGAAUGUGACCUAGUAGCUGAUUGGAUUUUGAAUUCGUACCCAGGAUUCGCAGAUUUAGCCAAGGAGCAGAAGAAAAUAUUAUUCAGAAACUUUUUCCUCCCAUUUGUGAUUCUACAAGGCGGUCAUUUCGCAGUGGAGAAAAAGCGCAACGACGUCAUCUACCUGGCAUCUGGAGACUAUAUCGAUUGCUCACACCCUGAAACCUUCUAUUAUGAUCCAGAUGGACGUCAACUGAUGUCUUCUGAAGACGCCGUCAGAAUGUUUGCAUCGUCUUUUAGCAAUUAUCGUAGAAAUGUGACGGAUCCGAUGUUAAGAGAUGAAGUGGAUCGAAUGGAAUUCUUUGCACUUUGCUCGUUGGUUCUUUUUGAUACAGGACUCGAAGGACAAUCUGAAGAAUGUAUAGUACUGUCGAGAAGGAUUCGAGAAGCGAUACAAAGGGAAAUUCUGUAUUAUUAUAGAAAUAACAGGAGAAUUGAGGAUCCAUCCAUGAGAUUGGCCAAUUUAUUGUCCCUUCUUCCAGCGUUACAGCGCGCCACUCGUCGAUUCCAAGAAGACGUGGAAAUCAGUCACGUCUUCAAUGUGUACUCAGUGGAUGAGAAGUUCUAUGAGAUGUGCAAUGGAAGAUUUUGA
This is a messenger RNA of Caenorhabditis briggsae, 1158 nucleotides long. RefSeq names its product Protein CBR-NHR-70 (gene Cbr-nhr-70). Bases 1 to 1158 code for a protein of 385 amino acids. Gene Ontology annotation, molecular function: DNA-binding transcription factor activity; sequence-specific DNA binding; zinc ion binding. Gene Ontology annotation, biological process: regulation of transcription by RNA polymerase II. The transcript is spliced from 8 exons. Lineage: Eukaryota; Metazoa; Nematoda; Chromadorea; Rhabditida; Rhabditidae. Gene Ontology annotation, cellular component: nucleus. The record is from RefSeq and is a predicted model, not a curated record.